Apiotrichum porosum is the source of this 1107-nucleotide messenger RNA. RefSeq names its product glycosylphosphatidylinositol anchor biosynthesis (gene GPI8). Gene Ontology annotation, biological process: proteolysis; protein localization to cell surface; attachment of GPI anchor to protein. The coding region runs from base 1 to 1107 and encodes 368 amino acids. Lineage: Eukaryota; Fungi; Basidiomycota; Tremellomycetes; Trichosporonales; Trichosporonaceae. Gene Ontology annotation, cellular component: GPI-anchor transamidase complex. The record is from RefSeq and is a predicted model, not a curated record. The transcript has 4 exons. Gene Ontology annotation, molecular function: GPI-anchor transamidase activity.
AUGCUCUUUCCAUGGGUGUGCCUCCUCCUGGGGCUGCUAGGACUCGCAGCAGCAACAGAGGACAGGCAUACCAACAACUGGGCCGUCCUCGUCUGCGCCUCGAGGUACUGGUUCAACUACCGCCACAUGGCCAACACGCUCGCCAUGUACCGCACGAUCAAGCGGCUGGGUAUUCCCGACUCGAACAUCAUUCUCAUGCUUGCGGACGAUGUCGCGUGUAACGCACGCAACGUCUUCCCCGCCACAGUGUACGCCAACAAGGACCGUCACCUCGACCUGUACGGCGACAACGUCGAGGUAGACUACCGCGGGUACGAGGUGACUGUGGAGAACUUUUUGCGUCUCAUGACAGGUCGCUUGAGUGACAAUGUGCCCCCCAACAAGCGUCUGUUGUCGGACGCGUCAUCCAACGUCUUCGUCUACCUCACCGGCCACGGAGGCAACGAGUUCCUCAAGUUCCAGGACAACGAGGAGAUGAGCGCGUUUGACAUUGCGGAUGCCGUCGAGCAGAUGUGGGAGAAGAAGAGGUACAACAAGCUGCUGUUCAUGAUCGACACGUGCCAGGCCAACACGAUGUACUCGCAGUUCUACUCGCCCAACGUGAUCGCGACUGGCUCUAGUGAGCUGGGUGAAAACUCGCUCAGCCACCACAACGACAUGGACAUUGGCGUCGCUGUCAUUGACUCGUUCACCCACUUUGUCCUCGAGUACAUUGAGCCCUUGAACAAGACGUCCCGCAACACGCUGCAGAACCUGUUCGACACGUACGACUACGACAAGAUCCACAGCACCGCCGGCGUCUCGUCGCACCUGUCCACUACACCGCCCAGCGAGAUCCUCAUCACCGACUUCUUUGGCGGUGUCGCUGGUGUGGAGGUUGAGCAGCCCGCUACUGCUCCCGAGGGCGAUGUCGCGAUCGGAGCCGGAUGGGAGUCGUCGGAAGGCGCAUUCCAUCGCCAAGACUCUGCGCGCACGUUUAGGAAGAUUGCGACGACCGAGACGGCCGGCUUGCCAUUCACGCCCACCUCGUCCACUCCCAUCCGGGGUAUCCUGGGCGCGGCCGUCCUCGUCGGCGCCGCCGCCCUCGCAUUCUCACAUAGCAGGUAG